Messenger RNA from Monopterus albus (swamp eel), 1938 nucleotides. RefSeq names its product gastrula zinc finger protein XlCGF57.1-like. The transcript has a single exon. NCBI's taxonomy places the organism in Eukaryota, Metazoa, Chordata, Actinopteri, Synbranchiformes, Synbranchidae. Gene Ontology annotation, cellular component: nucleus. Bases 514 to 1752 code for a protein of 412 amino acids. The record is from RefSeq and is a predicted model, not a curated record. Gene Ontology annotation, biological process: regulation of transcription by RNA polymerase II. Gene Ontology annotation, molecular function: DNA-binding transcription factor activity, RNA polymerase II-specific.
CACAUUUUAGAACUAGAAUACCUCUUCCACCACUGGUUCUUGGUGACAGCACUACAACUGGUGCAGAUCUGCAGAGGAAUCAUCAGUGAUCUCACUGACAUUCAGGAAAGAUACCAGUGAUAUCAGUGUCAGUAUAAAGUCACAGCUGUCCAUAAUGUAUGUUUAUUGUUCCCUGCAGAUGUCCAGAACCUACUGGUGAUUGAAGAAGAGGCCCCCCUUCUUGAGAGCCCCAAUCUGGAGCAGGAGAACCCAGAAAACCCACAUAUCAAAGAGGAAGAGGAGGAAUUCUGGACCGGUCAGGAGGCAGAGCAGCUGCAAGGACUGGAGGAGGCGGAUGACACCAAGAUCCCACCCAUUAGUGUGCAUGUGAAGACUGAAGAGGAUGAGGAGAGCACCAGUCUGGAGCAGGAGGACCCAGAGCCCCCACACGUGAAAGAGGAAGAGGAGGAACUCUGGACUAGCCAGGAGGCAGAGCAGCUGCAAGGACUGGAGGAGGUUGAUGACACCAAGUUCAUGUCCACUGGUGUCCAUGUGAAAACCGAAGAGGAUGAGGAGAGACCUCAGUCUUCACAGCCUCUUCAGUGUCAGACUGAGGACAGAGAGGAGGAGCCUGGAGCCGAGAGCUCAGCUGGACAGACUUGUUUCAGCUGCUCUGAGUGUGGGAAAGGGUAUAAACGGAAGUCGAGUCUUAAAGUGCAUAUGAGACACCACACAGGAGAGAGACCUUUUGGUUGUGGUGAUUGUGGGAAAAGAUUUGCCCAACGAAGGAUUCUUAGGAUGCACAUGAGAGUCCACACAGGAGAGAAACCUUUUGCUUGUGGUGAUUGUGGGAAAAUGUUUGCCGACCAGGGGGGUCUUAAGGUGCACAUGAGAGUCCAUACAGGAGAGAAACCUUUUACUUGUGCUGAUUGUAGGAAAAUGUUUGCCGACCAGGGUGGUCUUAACAUGCACAUGAGAUGCCACACAGGAGAGAAACAUUUUAGUUGUGGUGAUUGUGGGAAAAGAUUUCACCGACCUGGGAUUCUUACGAUGCACAUGAGAGUCCACACAGAAGAGAAUCCUUUUAGUUGUGGUGAUUGUGGGAAAAUCUUUUCCCAACAGGGGAGUCUUAUGUUCCACAUGAGAGGCCACACAGGAGAGAAACCUUUUAGUUGCGGUGAUUGUGGGAAAAGAUUUGCCCAACGGGGGAAUCUUAAGAACCACAUGAUAUGCCACACAGGAGUGAAAACUUUUGGUUGUAGUGAUUGUGGAAAAAUGUUUGCCCGACCAGGGGGUCUUAAGGAGCACAUGAGAUGCCACACAGGAGAGAAACCUUUUAUUUGUGGUGAUUGUGGGAAAAGAUUUGCCCAAGGGGGGUAUCUUAAGAAGCACAUGAGAUGCCACACAGGAGAGAAACCUUUUUGUUGUGGUGAUUGCGGGAAGAGAUUUGCUUAUGGGGGGGUUCUUAAGAACCACAUGAGAUGCCACACAGGAGAGAAACCUUUUAGUUGUGGUGAAUGUGGGAAAAGAUUUGCCUACAGUGGGGAUCUUAAGAAGCACAUGAAAUGCCACACAGGAGAGAAACCUUUUCGUUGUGGUGAUUGCGGGAAGAGAUUUGCCCAAGGGGGGGUUCUUAAGAACCACAUGAGAUGCCACACAGGAGAGAAACCUUUUCGUUGUGGUGAUUGCGGGAAGAGAUUUGCUUAUGGGGGGGUUCUUAAGAACCACAUGAGAUGCCACACAGGAGAGAAACCUUUUGGUUGUGGUGAUUGAGAGAAACUUUAAGGUUUAUACACAGCAUAGAUCUCUUGAUGCUUCUGAUUAUUUUUCUCUUUCAAGAGCACCAGUGGUAGUCAGAGAUAUCAGAGGUGCUUCUGUUUUGUUCUGUUCUGUUUAUUUUUCUCAGCUUGUUGUUGGAAAUAAUGUUGUUUUAUUGAAGUGUAACAUCUUUUGAAUUCA